Cuscuta europaea is the source of this 767-nucleotide messenger RNA. The record is from the annotation of a GenBank genome assembly. Lineage: Eukaryota; Viridiplantae; Streptophyta; Magnoliopsida; Solanales; Convolvulaceae.
UUUAUGAGGGCGGCAUGGAUCUCCUCGUCCAAAGUGCCUUCAUGCUUAUGGAAAGCCACAAGAGGCAGUACUGGGAGAUUGCCCGCCUGCAAGCGCUGGAGCAGAAGGCCGCCUCGGCCGACGAGGCGGUAGCUUGCCUUGACCGGCUUCGGGAGGAUGCCAAGGCGCUGCAGGCCAAAGCUGAUGAGGCCGUUGCGGCCAGGGACGUUGCCCUGGUCCAGCUCGAAGAGAGCAAAAGGGAGCUCGCAGAGUCCCGGAGAGCGCUUGAGGCCGAGAAGCGCAGGAGCGAGGAGGCCGCCAAGGCGAAAGCUGAGGCCGAGGCCGCCGUCGUGAAGGCUGCCGAUGAGGCUGUUGAGAAGUUCUUGGCCGAAGGGUGGAAGGCCGAUGAGAGGCUCCCUUGGUGCUACGAGGUGGUGGCCGCCAGGCUGGAGAAUUGGGGGAUGAACUCCCCUGCCGGCCGGGAGUAUUUCAGCCAGGAGAUGUCUGUUUACUACAACCUGGGCCAGGAGCGGAUGCAAAGGCUCCUGUACCGGCGGCUAUCCCGGGCGUUGAAGGCCAUGAAUUACACGGCUGGAUGGGCUAGACGGAACCUGAAGCUCCCCAAGCUGAUGAAGGAUCCCGAAGGGCAGGCCACGCUUCCGCUGUCGGAGCGGGAGUCCCCCAUAGAAAGCUCCGGCCUCGGCGAGCCGGACUAUACUGAGUUCGAUUUCUUGGAUGAUGCCACCAGCGCCGCUGCCGGCCAGGAAGCUGAGGCCGAUGAGGAGGGG